AUGGUCUGGGCUCAUAAUAUGUCUUUCCCAGCUGUGACUUUCUGCAACAAGAAUGUCUUCCGAGUGUCCAGUUUGACCAGAGAGGACUUGUACCACAGCGGGUAUUGGAUGGACCUGCUGUAUCCGAACCACACAGUGAUGGAGAGGAGUUUGGCGAUACUUAAGGACAGCCACAAGAAAGGACUGGUGAACCUAUUGGAUUUUAAUAAGUACUCUCCUCCCACGGGAUACCGAGUCAACACCACAGAAAUGAUGGGUCGCCUGGGUCACCAGCUGGAGGACAUGCUGCUGGAGUGCAAGUUUAGAGGAGAGACGUGCACACACAAGAACUUCACACCAAUUUACACGAGAUACGGGAAAUGCUACACAUUCAACUCAGGACAGGACGGGAACCCGCUGCUGACAACGUUAAAGGGCGGGACAGGAAACGGUCUGGAGAUCAUGUUGGACAUCCAGCAGGACGAGUACCUGCCUGUGUGGGGAGAGACAGAUGAGACGUCGUACGAAGCAGGCAUCAAGGUUCAGAUUCACAGCCAGGAUGAGCCGCCCUUCAUUGACCAACUGGGGUUCGGAGUGGCCCCUGGGUUUCAAACUUUUGUCUCUUGUCAACAGCAACUGGUAUCCGCCUCCAGCCGCCAACUUACUUCAUUCUGCGCUGAUGAGACGUCAUAUGAGGCCGGGAUAAAGGUCCAGCUGCACUCUCAGUCUGAGCCGGCCUUCCUCCACGAGCUGGGCUUUGGAGUGGCCCCGGGCUUCCAAACAUUUGUCUCCACCCAAGAGCAGAGGCUGCUGUACCUCCCGCCGCCCUGGGGGGACUGUAAGUCGACCCCCAUAGACUCCGAGUUCUUCACCACCUACAGCAUCACAGGGUGUCGCAUCGACUGUGAGACCCGCUACCUGCUAGAGAACUGCAACUGCAGGAUGGUGCACAUGCCGGGUACAUCCACAGUGUGCACUCCGGAGCAGUACAAGGACUGUGCCGACCCUGCUUUAGACUUUUUGGUUGAGAAAGACAACGAUUACUGUGUGUGUGAGACGCCCUGCAACAUGACCCGCUAUGGCAAGGAGCUGUCCAUGGUAAAGAUCCCCAGUAAGGCGUCCGCUAAAUAUCUGGCUAAGAAAUUCAACAAAACUGAGCAGUACAUUGGAGAUAAUAUACUAGUCCUGGACAUCUUCUUUGAGGCGCUGAAUUAUGAGAAGAUUGAGCAGAAGAAAGCCUAUGAAAUUGCAGGGCUUCUCGGGGACAUCGGAGGGCAAAUGGGACUCUUCAUCGGAGCCAGUGUGCUGACGAUUCUGGAGAUAUUUGAUUACUUGUAUGAGGUGUUCAAGGAUAAGCUCCUGGGCUCGGUUCUGCGGAAGAAGCGUCCACAGCGUUGUCAGAGUGACAAUCUGAGCACCUGCGACACACUCCGGAGUCACUCGGACAGUCUCGGAUUCACGCCGAACAUGUUACCUCGUCACCCGACUCUAGGCAACUUCGAGGAGUUCGCUUGUUGA
Messenger RNA from Knipowitschia caucasica, 1497 nucleotides. Lineage: Eukaryota; Metazoa; Chordata; Actinopteri; Gobiiformes; Gobiidae. The record is from the annotation of a GenBank genome assembly.